Molecule: messenger RNA, 2751 nt
Organism: Mesocricetus auratus (golden hamster)
Lineage: Eukaryota; Metazoa; Chordata; Mammalia; Rodentia; Cricetidae
Gene: Nfe2
Product: nuclear factor, erythroid 2
Exons: 3
Coding region: 1309-2502 (397 amino acids)
Biological process (GO): regulation of transcription by RNA polymerase II
Cellular component (GO): nucleus
Molecular function (GO): DNA-binding transcription factor activity, RNA polymerase II-specific; RNA polymerase II cis-regulatory region sequence-specific DNA binding
Source: RefSeq, a predicted model, not a curated record
AUUUGAGUUCAUUCAGUCCCAUCCUCUGUUCUUCUGUAAGGUUUCAUUUAUUUGUAUGGUGUGUACUGUAGAUAUGCAUGCAUGUACAUGCUAUGCUGGUCUGUCCCUGAGAGAUCAGGAGAGCCUUGCCAAGUCUACUUGGAAUCUAUUGCUGGACACGAAGAGAACAGAUUCAGAUAGAGAUGGUAUCAGAGAAUAUGGAUGUAGGGACCAAGAGGAGAUAAUGAAAGAAGGGUAAGAGUUUGCAGAGAACUGUCCAAGCAGCAAGGAAUUCUUCCAGUUCAAGUUGUCUAACUCCCUGGCUUUACAACUGGGAGACCUGACCGGGAGCAGUGAUAUGGAUGGCUUGUCCAGCUACCACACUGAUGCUUUGUGGCAGAACUGAAGCUAUAGCCCAGAUUAAAAGAAGAGGACUGAUGGUACUUGAGGGCCCAAAGAGAUGUUUCCUAGAAGAGGAAAGUGUCUGAGACACUUGCUGAGGUAAUCUGCCUUUAGAGGUGUGGGCUGUCCACAGCCCACACUUAGGGAACCAAAGGGGCCUGGAAAGCAGCAAGGGAUAUGAUCAGGUUCCAACCUGUCACCUAUCAGCUUGGGCUUCUGUAUCUGCCUUCUGUCCCUUACAAGGUCUUUGUGAAGCCCAGCACAAAUUUUGACUUACUUGCUAAGUCUUUGCUGUGUGUUGACCUUGGAAGAGAAAGGAGCCAUGGUCAUGUGGGGUGGGGCAUGGCCAAAUGACCUGUUUGGGAUACAGGGUAGAGGUCCAGUGUCUCCUGGAGCCCAUUCCUCCUCUGCCUCUGCUGCCUGCAGCUGAUAAGCCUCUUAUCUGGCCCAGGCAGAGGAGCCCAGAGUAAGGAUGGGAGUAGAGAGCAGGGCUGCUAUCACCAGCAGGCCUGGGCCCUAUCUGAGACAAGGGGAGGGGCUGUCUGCCUACACUUCCCACAACACACUGCUUGGGGAUCCCCAAGCAUUCACUCACAUUCUGGGAAGAAAGGAAAGAGCUGAAAUGCUAGGCAUGGUGGCACACACCUCUAAUUCCAACACUCGGGAGGCAGAGGCAGGCAGGUCUCUGUGAGUUAGAGGCCAGCCUGGUCUGCACAGCAAGACCCUGUUUCAAACAACAAAACUGAGGACCCAAGAGGAAGGCAUGGGUGACUCUUGAUGUUUUCCCCCAGAAAGGAAAACAAAAAUCACCAAACCUUAGAAGACUGGAUUUUGUCUCUGGACAGGAAUGCCAUUUUUAGGGAGUAAGAGAAGACAUCUUACCUGAGAAAAAGUAAAGAUACCUACUGUGUGUCCAGAGGACUGACUAUGGCCAGAGCAGGUUGCUGGAGCCCUUUGGGCUUUGGAGGUGCCAGGGCCAGAAGCUGGCUCAGUAGGAUGCCCCCGUGUCCUCCUCAGCAGAACAGGGACAGGUUGUUACAGCUGCCUGUCGGGGAGCCGGGCGAGAUGGAGUUGACGUGGCAAGAGAUCAUGUCCAUUACUGAGCUGCAGGGUCUAAAUGUUCCAAGUGAGCCAUCCUUUGAGCCCCAAGCACCCACCACAUACACUGGACCACUGCCACCUCCAACAUACUGCCCCUGUUCAGUUCACCCAGAUGCAGGCUUCUCCCUGCCCCUACCACCUUAUGAGCUGCCAGCAGCAUCUACUCCCCAAGUCCCAGACCUUCCAUUCUCCUAUGGCAACAUGGCUAUACCAGUGUCGAAGCCACUUACCCUUUCAGGCCUGCUCAAUGAGCCCCUUCCGGACCCCUUAGCUCUCCUGGACAUUGGACUACCAGUGGGGCCACCCAAGCCCCAAGAAGACCCAGAAUCUGACUCGGGAUUAUCCCUCAACUACAGUGAUGCAGAAUCUCUUGAGCUAGAGGGUGCUGAGGCUGGCAGGCGGAGGAGCGAGUAUGUGGACAUGUACCCGGUGGAGUACCCUUACUCCCAUAUGCCUAACUCCUUGGCCCAUCCCAACUAUACUUUGCCGCCCACUGAGACACCCUUGGCCUUAGAGUCAUCGUCUGGCCCUGUGCGGGCUAAGCCUGCUGUUAGGGGAGAGGCGGGGAGUCGGGAUGAGCGGAGGGCCCUGGCCAUGAAGAUUCCUUUCCCUACGGACAAGAUCGUCAACUUGCCUGUAGAUGACUUUAAUGAGCUGUUGGCACAGUACCCACUAACAGAGAGCCAGCUGGCUCUAAUUCGGGACAUCCGACGGCGGGGCAAGAACAAGGUGGCAGCCCAGAAUUGUCGAAAGAGAAAACUGGAAACCAUUGUGCAGCUGGAGAGGGAGUUGGAGAGGCUGGGUAGUGAAAGAGAGCGGCUUCUCAGAGCCCGAGGGGAAGCUGACCGCACUUUGGAGGUCAUGCGCCAACAGCUGGCGGAGCUGUACCAUGACAUUUUCCAGCAUCUUCGGGAUGAAUCUGGCAACAGUUAUUCACCAGAGGAAUAUGUACUGCAACAGGCUGCUGAUGGGGCCAUCUUUCUGGUACCCCGUGGGACCAAGAUGGAGGCCACAGAUUGAGCUGGCCUAAAGGAGACUGACAAUGGUGCUAGGGCCCCCCUUAUUCCUUCUGAUAAAGGUACUCCCGAACCCCAGGACCCAUAAGGCACUGCAUUCUCCAGACAAAGAGGGCAGAUGCAACCUUAGCAUUUGGAUGUUCCAAGGUAUGUUCAGUGAGGUUUGCCUGGAGGCCAGGUGAGUGCUGGCUUCCCAGGCCCCAAAUCUCCACCUCUUGUUUAAGCUUUGGUCCAUAAAAGAGCUGUGUGGAAA